Molecule: messenger RNA, 3309 nt
Organism: Panthera uncia (snow leopard)
Lineage: Eukaryota; Metazoa; Chordata; Mammalia; Carnivora; Felidae
Gene: CNOT9
Product: CCR4-NOT transcription complex subunit 9
Exons: 8
Coding region: 31-1125 (364 amino acids)
Biological process (GO): negative regulation of translation; mRNA catabolic process
Cellular component (GO): P-body; CCR4-NOT core complex; CCR4-NOT complex
Source: RefSeq, a predicted model, not a curated record
CAUUUCCCCUCCUACACAGCCCAGUUGGGCAUGCGCACUGCUUGUCCUCCGAGACGGCCAGGCUUUUCCCGCCCUUCCCUGGCCUCCGGAGGAGAGUCAGAGUUCACGCUCCUCUCUGGGGCUACCUGCUCGAAGCCAGAGGAUGCGGGGACUAGUAGGUGGCGGACGUCCUUCUGGCCAAGAAUCUUAAGGGGCAAAGGACAGACUUUGGGACUAUUAACUCCACCAAGAGCCAGGAGGCGGGAAGAGCCUGUGCCUACUGCACUGGCUCAAGUAGACAGAGAAAAAAUCUAUCAGUGGAUCAAUGAGCUGUCCAGUCCUGAGACAAGGGAAAAUGCUUUGCUGGAGCUGAGUAAGAAGCGAGAAUCUGUUCCUGACCUUGCACCCAUGCUGUGGCAUUCAUUUGGUACUAUUGCAGCACUUUUACAGGAAAUUGUAAAUAUUUAUCCAUCCAUCAACCCACCCACCUUGACAGCACACCAAUCUAACAGAGUUUGCAAUGCUCUGGCAUUACUGCAAUGUGUGGCAUCACACCCAGAAACCAGGUCAGCAUUUCUUGCAGCACACAUCCCACUUUUUUUGUACCCCUUUUUGCACACUGUCAGCAAAACGCGUCCCUUUGAGUAUCUUCGGCUAACCAGUCUUGGAGUUAUUGGGGCCCUAGUGAAAACAGAUGAGCAGGAAGUAAUCAACUUUUUAUUGACAACAGAAAUCAUCCCUUUGUGUUUGCGCAUUAUGGAAUCUGGAAGUGAACUUUCUAAAACGGUUGCCACGUUCAUCCUCCAGAAGAUCCUUUUAGAUGACACAGGUUUGGCAUAUAUAUGUCAGACAUAUGAGCGUUUCUCCCACGUUGCCAUGAUUUUGGGUAAGAUGGUCCUGCAGCUAUCCAAAGAGCCUUCUGCCCGUCUGCUGAAGCAUGUAGUGAGAUGUUACCUUCGACUCUCAGAUAAUCCCAGGGCACGUGAAGCGCUCAGGCAGUGCCUCCCUGACCAGCUGAAGGACACGACCUUCGCCCAGGUGCUAAAAGACGACACCACCACGAAACGCUGGCUUGCACAACUGGUGAAGAACCUGCAAGAGGGCCAGGUCACCGAUCCCCGGGGUAUCCCCCUGCCCCCUCAGUGAUCCUCCCCCGCCCCCUUCCACUGCUCCCCCAAGUAGGGGACAGGAGGGGGAACCUGCGAGGAAAACAGCUCAGGUUUUACCGCCGACCGGGAAUAGACAACCUCAACGCUGAACUGCACUGGAGAAGAGGGGCAAGGUGACCCCGCUUGAGGAGUGUGGGCUGCCAUCUCAGGCCGCCUCCAGGACCUGGGCUCCCUCCACUCCUCCCAGGAGAUGGGCUCCUGACACAGCAGUCUGCCACCACAGCUCCAGGAGGGUGUCCACACCAGCAAAUGCUGUGUCUGCAGCAUGCCCGAGAUGGCCCUUCUCCCCCACCUCCACCAGCCACUGGCGGGGAGGGGAGGCAGGGUGGUGGCAGCAGCACUGUAGGCAUGCUGAGCGCCUGGGACCAAGCCAGGUGGCGGUUUUUUAUUUUGCCUUCCUGGAAGACUCAAGAUGUGUCUCUUCAUCCUCUCUCUCAGUAUUUGUUUACUUUGGUCUUUUGUUUUUAAUGUCAGAGAGAGGUGUGUUUAGUGGACACAAGCUGUAAUACUCAGCAAAACUUUGUCAAUUGGCACUGUUUACAAGUCUGUUAGCUGCAUAAGCUUAAUAAAAAGUUGGUCUGGGCAUUACAUCCCCUCUAGCAGGCCAAUAGCUGCAUGAACUGUGGGGAGGAAUGGGAAGCAGGGGAUAGAGAAAGCCAAAGGACAACAGGACCCCACCUCCUCUUUCUGUUCCCUUUCUGUUCUUCCACCCCCCAGUUCCAGAUGCCACAAGGACCCUAACCUUGUUUCUGGCUCCAGCUGCUAGCUUUUCCAAAUCUCAGUGCUUUUCUCUUUUUUACAUCCCUCGUAUUAAAACUUUAACAGACGUCUUAAUUCAUCAGGCUGUCCUGGGAGGGUAUUGUACUGGGGGAGGAGAGACAGCAGUGGACCUCACCUUGAAUUCCAGUCCUUGGAGAGAUUUUCUGGGUGACUUAAAGGGGAGGUGCCUGGGAUCAAGAUGAUAGGCUACUCAAUCCCGUUCUUUGCUUUAGUAUGAGUUCCUGUAGCUCCAUCUGUCUUCAUAAUUGUACUUGAAGUGGUAUUAGCUGAAUGAACUCAUGUUAUUCAGAUUUAAGAUGGAGGACUGGACUCUGCUUCUUCACUUAAGUCUCCCUUUUUUUUUUUUUUUUUUUUUUUUUUUUUGGACACAUUCCCUAUUGGUCUAUGGGAAUUACAGGGUUGACACUAAAAUAUUUCCAGCUUGUUCAUAUUGUGUCAGACAGUCCCCCUUCUAUCUUUGGAGCUCUAGAUAACUCUUCACACUCCAUUGGCUUGAAUCUGUAACGUGGUGUAAACCGUCUUGCUUUCCUCUAGUCCUUCCCCCUGCCAACACCUGCUUGCUGUCUCUCAUCCCCAUCUCCAAUCACAGAUGGGGUUACUAGUCAAGUCUAGAGAGAGACAAAGUAUUUUCUGUCCACAUCUUACACAAAUGAAGGUGCCUCCAAACAAGUUGGGCCAGGAGGCGGGGGGCUGUCUGCAAGCAGCAAGCUCAGAGAAACCUUUGCAGAGACAGUUUUGCCAACAUGAGGGCUCUUUCAAGCCGACUUUCACCAAGAGAGCCGGCCUUGUUAGUUGGCUUCUGUCUCUUUAGAACCGAGAAAGUAGUAAUUGAGUAGCCUAGAUGUAGAAAGGGUAGAAUAAGCACUUAUUCCCCUGCCUUCCAAAAAUGAAGAGGAGAAUCAGGUCAGCUCUCAGUCUCAAGCCUGAAGAGAAGAGGUCUUGGAGAAAGCAGAGAACAACAUGGACCAGAUAGACGUCUGGACCUCCUUCAGCCCUUAGUUUGUGAUCUGGAGAGUCCAGCUAAGAUAUCCCUUAUUUUUGCCAACUGCCUUCCUGCUGAGCCAAAGUUUCUCAUUCCCCCUCCACUGAGGAAGCAGCUGAGGCCCAGGGCCUUGCUCCCUGGGAGAUUCUCUUCUCUCUCCAUCUUUUGGUGCGUUGGCCAUGUUACUGUGCCAACAGUGUCUUAAUUCCUGUUCCAUCUAUUCUCAGCUGGUCUUGGACCGCACACAGGAGUUGGGGGAGGGGUGGAAAUGGGUAUUAUUCCUUGUAGUUGAUCCUGAUGCCUUAUGUGUAUAAAGAGACCCCUCCAUUUUUUGUUUUCCAUCCCUCUCACACCCUAACAGGAUUGAAAUAAAACCUGUUUCUGAUUUUAUAAAAAUAA